GUGAAAGGAUCUUUCACGUGUCUCGCAAGGCGGGCGGGGAAACCGAGAUACGCCGCCGGCGUGCGCUACCUGUCCGAGCGUGUGAUGUUUAGUUGUUCGAAAAAGGGCGCACUAAAUGGACCAAACACCUAACACUCCAAAACCGUCGAUAACACUCAAUAAACAGUUUUUGUGAACGCGAUUUUUGUUAAAUCAUUUAAUUUUAACACGGGCAUUAAAGUCUCCAAGUUACAAGUAGUACCCAGUUAAUAUAAUGAAUUAUAUACCAAAUCAGGUUUUACCGUCGGAUGACGAUGAUGACCCAGCUGCAAAUCAUCACGAAGAACACGACACUGACGAAUAUUGCAGUGACGAAGAUGAUCCCGAUUGCGUCGAUGUUAUUAGCGAGUCUGAUCCUACUGAAUCAGCAAGACAUCACAACACAUCAUCAACAGAAGCACAAAGUCAUAAGGAUAACAAUAAACAAAGUGGAAAUAAUAAAUUUUCAAUUGAUCGAAUAUUGGGCAUCGACGAGGAUAAAUAUGGGAACUCUAGCAGCAAAAAAGAAAUUAAAAAACCUACGCCAAUUCAAGCUAGUCGAAGUGCAUUGUAUCACUCCUUAAUUGAACUUCCACAAUAUAGUCGCAAUCAAGUCGCAGCAGAUCAAGGAUUAUUAGAAUUGAUAAGCGGCAAAUUCUCACCUACUCCACCGAGAUCUUCAAGUGAAGCCAGUUUUCUGCCAUAUUUACAUCCGGGAACUUCAUCAUCAUCAACAGCGUUGUAUUCGAAUUGGUUAAAUCAAGAACAAAAAAGAUCUAGUCAACUAUUUCAAUUACAAGCUCCGAAACCGUCUAGUCGUCGAUCGAGGAAGCCCGGACUCGACCGUAAACCGCGUCAAGCCUAUUCAGCAAAGCAACUUGAGAAACUCGAAACGGAAUUUAAGAUUGAUAAAUAUUUGAGCGUCAGUAAACGCAUGGAGUUGUCAAAAGCACUUAAUUUGACUGAGGUGCAGAUUAAAACCUGGUUCCAGAAUAGGCGCACAAAGUGGAAGAAGCAGUUGACCACACGGUUGAAGAUGGCACAACGGCAGGGGUUGUUCGCGUCGCAUUAUUUCGCGCCGCCGACGCCCGCUCAGCCGCAUCACUAUUCGUCGCUCUUUGCGCCGUACUACAAUCCGCUGGGGUGCGUUUUCAAUGUGCCACCCGGAUUGGACGAGCAAUUUCAGCAUCAUCCGCAUCCACCACAGGACCAACUCGGGGUAAAUCUGCAUUUACAAUCUACGCACACUGAAAAGCAUGCAAAAUCUCAUCAACGGAAAAGCGAUGAUGAGGGAGAUACAAAAAUGAUGGACGAAUGCGCUCGAGAGAGGAGAACGUAACAAUUUUAAUCCUUUCACUACUUAGUUUAAAUCAGCAAAUUAAAAGUAACUUGUAAAAAUAUUUAAACUAUAAUUUAACAUUGUGCAAUCAGUAAUUUGUGAAAUAAUUAAUAUCUAUUUAUAACGGCUAAUAAUUUAUGAUUCAAUAUACUAUUAGACUAUAUUCGUAAUUCAAUUUAAUUUUAUGUUACUCUUACGGGUAAAGCUACGAAGCAUCGCACAAAGAGGAGACGGGGAUAAUAGAAAACUUUGUAAAAUAAUAACAGACAAAUAAUUAGCAAUAAAUUAAAAUUGCGACUAUAA
Molecule: messenger RNA, 1660 nt
Organism: Dalotia coriaria
Lineage: Eukaryota; Metazoa; Arthropoda; Insecta; Coleoptera; Staphylinidae
Product: T-cell leukemia homeobox protein 2-like
Exons: 3
Coding region: 254-1357 (367 amino acids)
Biological process (GO): regulation of DNA-templated transcription
Molecular function (GO): DNA binding; DNA-binding transcription factor activity, RNA polymerase II-specific
Source: RefSeq, a predicted model, not a curated record